AUGUAGUUAGUUUGUGCACGUAUUUCAAGAUGGUCGCAGUAGUUUUAACUAAUUUGUGUUUAUAUUGUUUGUACGUUGGUACUUGGGAGAACCCAAUUCCUCCAGUAACGUUUGACGUCACCACGAAUGCAACGAAUCCGGUGAGGGUUGGCGACGUCGUGGAGUAUAAUUGUACUGCUCACGACUUAUUCAGGCCAGAAUCUACCAUCGUUUGGAAGCAGGCACAAGGCUCAGUAGAACGCAGAAUGAUAGCGGGUCAUAACGGACUGGUUUGGCGGAAGACAAUUCAGUCUUCAGACCAUGGUACAGAGGUCUUCUGUGCAGCCUCGUUCUUUAGGAAAAGAGCGGAUAGACCAGGACAGUUGAACACAUUCUAUGCGUUUUCGGAUAAGAUACCUAUACAGGUCGAAGGGGGAUCACAAGCCAUAGAAAAAAAAAGUAAAGAGAAAUUAACGUUGAGCGUGCGGCCAGCAGCCAGUUCCUAUAAAGCUGGUGACUACGUCGAGUAUACGUGCACAGCUGAGAACAUGCGCUACCCGGUGAUCGACAUACGACAGCGGCAGGGUCACAUAGAAAGGCAGGUCUAUGUCGGUUACCAAGCGGGAGGAUACCGGUGGAAGGGGCACAAUUUGACGGAAUCCGAUAAUGGCAGCGUCAUAUACUGCCAAGCUUGGCAGCUAGACAGUCGAUACAACAGCUAUGCCUUCAAUGGCGAACCUUUUACCUUAAAUGUGCAUUGAUUUGACAAUAACAUACGCAUAACACCAAAUUAACGGGGAGUUUUCCAGUUAGUUCCAUCCGGGGCUCUCUUUUAGAGAUAAGUCCACCUUUUGUACCUUUUGUUUUAUUUUUUGUUUUUGUCAUUAAUCAUGUAUUAAUAUGUACAAUGGCCCCGAUUCCUGCAGACACCGCCUAAUUUUAUUUUAAGUUAUAUCCGUCAUUUUCAUAUCCGUCGAAAAGGAAAGGGACGGAUGAUUCACAGCUCUUAAUUUUAGGAAGAAUGAGUAAAUGAAUGAAUAACCCGGGCGAAUCAAAAGGUACGUCGCUGGUAUGCAAUCCGUUUGACAUGCUGUCUACUAACUGUGUCGGGUUAUUGACGGAUGUAAAAUUUUUAGACGGUUGGUUUAGAUUUGUGCUUAAAAUUGACGUGUGUUCCAUAAAUUUUAUGCUUGUCGAUUACCCGUCCCUUUCCUUUUCGGCGGAUAAGAAAAUGACAGAUAUAACUUAAAAUAAAAUUAGAUGGUAUUUACAGGAAUUAGCACCAUUAUAGAGUAAAUUUAGUUCCAACAUUAUGAGAUCCAGAGAUGGCGUUAACAUCAUUUUAGGAAAACUUUUGUAUGGGAUUUGGGAUGAUAUUUAACAUCUUGUAAAAGCUUCUUAAAUAAAUAGAAAAAAGAUA
Pectinophora gossypiella (pink bollworm) is the source of this 1399-nucleotide messenger RNA. RefSeq lists its product as uncharacterized. The record is from RefSeq and is a predicted model, not a curated record. The transcript is spliced from 5 exons. The coding region runs from base 30 to 740 and encodes 236 amino acids. Lineage: Eukaryota; Metazoa; Arthropoda; Insecta; Lepidoptera; Gelechiidae.